CAGGGUCCCAGCCGAGUCCAGGAGCACACUGAAAGGGAGAGAGAGAGGAAAAGUUUACCAAAUGGAUUUAUUCACAGGAGUCAGACCUUUAUUAUUCUCAUAUGUCCUUAUUAAUGGAAUACUUAUCACUCUGCAGUCUAAAGAAGAGGUGCUUUUGGAUAUGAAGGCAACAGGAGGCGAACUGGGCUGGUUGACAUGGCCCUUAGACCAAGGAGACAAGCAAGGGUGGGAGGUCGUCCAGAGGACCCUGAACGGCUCUCAGUUCUACACCUACUCCGUCUGUAACGUUGGGGAGCGGGAGCAGGAUAACUGGCUGCGUACCACCUUCAUCCAGCGGCGUCCAUCGGCUUCACGGGUUUUUGUUGAGCUCCAGUUUAUCGUCCGUGACUGCAACUCUUUCGAUGGAACCUCGCUGACCUGCAAGGAGACCUUCAACCUAUUCACAUCUGAGUCUGACGCAGAUGUCGGCACUACUUUCCGGAAGGGCCAGUUCAAGAAAGUGGCCACCAUCGCACCUGAUGAGAUCACAAGUAAGAAUGAGCUACGCAUUAAUACUGAGACGAAAGUGGUGGAGAAUCUGUCGAGAAAAGGUUUUUACUUGGCUUUUCAAGACAUCGGAGCCUGCGUGGCUCUUCUCUCGCUGAGGGUCUAUUACAAAACUUGCCCGGCUACCGUGAAGAGCCUUGCGUCCUUCCCCGAGACUGUAGCUGGAGGUGAGAACCAAGCGCUGAUGGAAGUUAGAGGGGUGUGCGUGGAGAAUGCCAUCAUCGAGGACAUACCUCGCAUCUACUGCACCGUGGAUGGUGAAUGGGUGGUACCAGUCGGACACUGUCAGUGCAAACCAGGCUAUGAAGAGGUCAAAAAUUCCUGUCAAGAAUGUAAGCCUGGCUUCUUCAAAGCUGAAGCUUCCAGUGACAAGUGUGAGCCGUGUCCUGCAAAUACCCAGAGGCUUAACUCUGGGGCCUCCUCCUGUCCCUGCAUGGAUGGUUUCUACAGGGCCCCGUCAGACCCCCCUACUGGACCUUGCUCAGGCCUCCCCUCUGCCCCACAAAACCUCAUGGCCACCACCACCCAGCUCUCCGCUGGAAAACUCCUCCUCUCCUGGAGCCCUCCUAAAGACACCGGAGGCCGGGACGACAUCACCUACAGCAUUGAGUGCCAGCGCUGUGAGGGGGACGUGUGCCAGCCCUGUGGGGAGAAGAUCCGCUAUGAGCCGGCCAGCGCAGGUCUGACUGACACCAAGGUUUCUGUGAGCGAGCUGGAUGCUCAUCUCAACUACACCUUCACCGUGGAGGCUCACAGUGGCGUGUCAGUGUUCGCCAGUCAGAUCAUGCCACGUGGUAAUAGACCAUCCACCAGCGCUCUGACUACAUCUCUGCACUACACAGAUCCACCAAAGAUUACCACGAUGCGAUUGGUGGAGAAGACCCCCAACAGUCUGUCCCUCUCCUGGGACGUUUCACCACGACCCAGGGUCCAAUCACGACCAAUCCGCUAUGAACUGACAUACCGCAAGAAGGAUGAUAACCUGGAUGUGACGACCUACACUGUCCUCAUACUGGAGAAGAAUUCUGUCCAGAUCAGUGAUCUGUCUCCAGGUACGGCCUACCUGUUCAGAGUUCAGGCCCUCAGCAGUGACGGCAGCCCUGGAGGCUCCAGCAUGGAGGAGCAGUUUGAGACUUCCCUGAAAGAGCGCCUGACUCAAAACAACACAGCAGUAAUCUUCUGUGCAGCGAUCGGAGGAGCAGCCAUGUUGUUCAUCGUGGUUGUGGUGCUGUUCCUUCGUAGACGGAAGAGAAACUCUCACACCCGGCAAGGACCAGAGGACACCUACUUCUCCAGCUCAGAGCAACUGAAGCCUCUAAAAACCUACGUGGAUCCGCACACGUACGAAGACCCAAACACAGCCGUCCUGAAGUUUGCCACUGAAAUCCACCCCAGCCACAUAACCAAACAGAAAGUCAUUGGAGCUGGGGAGUUUGGUGAGGUGUACCGUGGUAUUCUGAAGGUGCCAGGGAGGAAGGAGGUGGCAGUGGCUAUUAAGACGCUGAAGCCGGGCUACACAGAGAAACAGAGGCAGGACUUUCUGAGCGAGGCCUCCAUCAUGGGCCAGUUCUCCCACCAGAACAUCAUCCGUCUGGAGGGGGUGGUGACCAAAUGUAAGGACUUCUUCAAACAUGCGAUGAUUGUGACUGAAUACAUGGAGAAUGGAGCACUGGACAGAUACCUCCGGGACCAUGACGGCGAGUUUUCCUCCUUUGUGCUGGUUGGCAUGCUGCGUGGCAUCGCUGCAGGUAUGAAAUACCUCUCUGACAUGAGCUACGUCCACCGGGACCUCGCUGCUCGCAACAUCCUCGUCAACAACACCCUGGAGUGCAAAGUGUCAGACUUCGGUCUGUCCAGGGUGCUGGAGGAUGAUCCUGAGGGGACGUACACCACCAGUGGAGGUAAGAUCCCCAUUCGCUGGACUGCUCCAGAGGCCAUAGCAUACAGGAAGUUCACCUCAGCCAGUGACGUGUGGAGUUUUGGCAUCGUCAUGUGGGAGGUCAUGGCUUUUGGUGAAAGGCCAUACUGGGACAUGAGUAACCAUGAGGUGAUGAAGGCUAUCAAUGAGGCCUUCAGGCUGCCGGCGCCAAUGGACUGUCCCUCAGCCGUUUAUCAACUGAUGCUGCAGUGCUGGCUCCAGGAGCGCUCCAAGAGGCCUCGCUUUGGAGACAUCGUCAGUCUGCUGGACAAGUUACUGAGGAGCCCAGACUCCCUGAAGGCCAUCGCAGACUUUGACCCACGCGUAUCCAUCCGCCUGCCAAGCACCAGCGGCUCGGACGGUUCCCCUUUCAGGUCGGUGUCAGAGUGGCUGGAGUCCAUCAAGAUGAGUCAGUACAGUGAGAACUUCACCUGUGCUGGGGUCGUCACCAUGGACCAGGUCUUACAGAUGAAGAAUGAGGACAUAAAAAACAUUGGAGUGAGACUGCCGGGCCAUUUGAAAAGAAUCGCCUACAGCAUCUUGGGUUUAAAGGAUCAAACCAGCACUCUCAGCGUGUUUGCAGUUUGAUCCUCCUUAACAGGACUUUAUUUCGGGCACUGAAGCAGGCGGCCCUUUGGACUCUAAGCAGAGCUGGAGCGAUACUGCAGGGCGGUUUUGGAUCAGCAGGACCAACAGAACUGUGCCAUUGUGAGGCAGACAGAAUCAUAAUAACCAUCUGUACAUUUUUGAUUUCUUCAUCUUACUCACACAGGAAAACAAAAGAAAAUGUACAACCAUAGAUCUAUCAAGUAGACUCUGUAUAUUUAGAUAUCUAUUUUUAUUACUCAUGACUUCUGUACAGAUGUGAUUCACAGCUCAUGCCUUUUUUCUUCAUUUCGCAUUCCUGCUUCGUAAAAAAAUCAACAAUCCAGCCAGUUCUGGGAAUAGCUUCAACUUUACAGCAUCACACCCUGAGCUUGUUGCAUUCAGAUCCAACAAACAAGAGAGGCAAACUCAGCGUGAUAACACAGGACUAGAGGAGUCCCGCCCUGGCUCAGGCUGUGGUUGGUGCUGAUGUCACAGCGUCUCUCUUUAAUUGGCACUUUGGUCCUCUUCCUGUUAAAACAAUAAGGACGGAGCGUUGAGAGGGCUGGAAUUAGCUUGAGCUGGCCCAAAGCUAAGAGACUGUGUGCUUAGAUGAAUAAACACAGGUGGGCUGGGUGUUGUUUCCGGCCUUCUGCUGGGUCCAUGCAGAUAUUAAGCUAUAAUCAUGUAAGUGAUUUUAUAUGAGAAAAGAGAGCAUAUAUAUUCGGUACUCACUUUGUACAGAUUCACUUUUUAUUUUUUGUCUUCGGGCAAUUAUCAAGAACAUUGGGAUUCAAUUUUAUAAUGUAGCACUUAGAUCAAGAAUCUCAUUGUCUUUGUCUUUGAACUGUAUUUUUCAAUCAAAAACAAUAUCCUGAAAAAAAAAAUUUAAGCAAGGAAAUGUAUGGAUGAACUUAAGUCCAUUAGUAAUUAUCCAUUAGUAGGGUCAUUAGUCUCUAUGGAAGCCCUGAGUGGUCAUACAUGCCUACAUUUUGUUCUACUCAAUUUUCCUGUGAUACUGAGUACAUUUUGUUAUUUUCUAUGAAUACAGAUUCAUUUAUCUGUUUAUUUUUGGACAAAAAAAAAGUUUUUCAGUUUUUGGAAGAAAUCAGUCAAUUAUCACUAGAAAACUAGCAUUUUUACCAAAUAAUAACAACAAAUAUGCUAAAAUCUUGCAAAAAUAAAAGAAAUGUAGUAGUUAUGAUAGGAAAGUAGAGUAAAAUAAUACAUAUCGAUGUCGACCAAGGGAUGGGGGUCAUUAUUUUUAAUACUGAUCAAUUUUCCUUAACAAUCCCAGUCCUCAUCAAUACCACAGUAAAUCUUUUUUUCCAACAGUAAAAUUUGACUCCAUGGAAAGAUCUGUCUACGUGUCUGUAGGAACAGUCAUUUAAUUGACGCAUAAGAAGUCAGUUCUACUGAAGUCUCAUCUUUCCACAGAACUAAAUGUGGGCAUAUUUCAAGUCCCUAGUUUCAUAAUUAGCAGGCUAGUCUACUCUGUAGUAUCAGUUGUCAUGAAGCAGUUGUCGCUGUAAUCUGGCCUGCUGUACUAUGACAACCAAAGCCAUGACAAAGAAGUUGUACCUUUAUGUAAUGUUUAUUAUUUUCUUAAUUCUCAUCAGGUCUUACAGAGUAUAUUCAGGUAUAAAAACCUAGAAAAUACUGUUAGACAUAAUGCCAGUUUAUUUGAACUAAUUAGACCUUAAACAGAGUGUGCUCUGUCCAGGAGUAAUAAGAUGCUACUCAAUGAAAGACAGACCCAUCAAAUACUCGCACAUAAAUGCACAUAGUUUUUUUAUAUUUAACCUUUAUUUCACCAGGUUAUUCCUAUUGAAAGCAGAGUUCUCUCUGUAAGGGAGACCUGACUAAGAAUGGCAGCAGUAGAGUAUGAGAGUAUGAUUUCAGACAAUGCUAACCCGUUGUGAUUGAGUGCUCUGUUCUGCAUUUAAGUGUGCUGUAGUACAGUAUGCUAACAGAAGUAUACGAUUUGAGACACACUAAACGUCUCCCUAGCUAACUAGCUUUUAUCUUUCUAGUUUCAACACAGAUUUCAACAUUAGAUUAAUAUUUUUAAGAAGCAAGACUUUACCAAAGUUAACAAAUAUUUUUUCCUUUGCCAAGUGGUAUUUGUGUAUUCACAAUGCUAAUGUUCUUCAAACUUAUUGACUUGCAUUUUAGUUUCAAUCAAAAAUUUUGUCAGACAAUCAUUUGUGAACCACUGAUUUGAUUUAAAUGACACGACAUGACUCCACGUAUAAUAACAUGUUACAGGACCCAUAAGACUCAUUAGCGGUAUUGAUGAGCUCAAACGCUGUUGAUAUUUGGGUUUUUAAAAAUGCAAAACCGGGCCCUUAUGGAACCAGGUCUUGAUCUCCAUCCCUAAUGUCCACUUAGGGCUUCCUAACUAUUUGUAGCCUACCAGUGAUGAAGAGGGUGAAAUCUGUCAAAAUGUAAAUGGCCAUGCCAGAACAAAAAAAAAAGAGUUUUAAUGAUGAGUUGUGGUUGAGAUGAUUUCAUACUUAAUAACAGUUGGGUUUGCUAUUUCAAUGUCUCAUUAAGUUUUGUUGAAGAAAUACAAAUAUUCAUGAUUACUUCUGUGGGUUUGAGCAACACGUGGAUGGGAUGAAACUAUAUGCUUUGACUCGUUCCAGACAUUCAAAAGCAUUUUAAAGUAGUUGUUUGUGAAGCGUUCAUUACAGGGAGUUUGCUUCAGCCCGUUUUUAAAGAAGAAGCUCUCUGGAAAGUGUAUAGUGGACGGUUUCUCCAGUGCUCUUAAUUAAUGACUGCAAAUCAUUGUGUUACUGAUGUACACCUUCCUUUACUUGAAUUUUUACUGUAUUUUCAAAUGUAUCUGAUUCUUUUGUAGCUGAUAGAUCCAUCUUUGUAAAAGGGAUUUUUUUGUUAUUACUCUGGUUUACUGGUUGCAAUUACAUUUUGUACAUUUUGUAUGAUCUCACUUUGUACCAUAAUACCAAACUGAUUAUUUUUCUAUCACUCUUCUACUUUUGCUGCCUUUUCAAACAUUUUUGAGAGUUCCUUCAACAAAGAGCAAACUCCUUCCUUAUUGCCUGUUGUUUUAUACUGUAUUUAAUAGCCUAUUUAUUUUGUACUUUUAUUUAUUUAUGCUGAUAAACACUGAGCUGGGAUUUUAAUUGA
Molecule: messenger RNA, 6202 nt
Organism: Cheilinus undulatus (humphead wrasse)
Lineage: Eukaryota; Metazoa; Chordata; Actinopteri; Labriformes; Labridae
Gene: epha2b
Product: eph receptor A2 b
Exons: 17
Coding region: 62-3052 (996 amino acids)
Biological process (GO): protein phosphorylation; cell surface receptor protein tyrosine kinase signaling pathway; axon guidance
Cellular component (GO): neuron projection; plasma membrane
Molecular function (GO): ATP binding; protein binding; transmembrane-ephrin receptor activity
Source: RefSeq, a predicted model, not a curated record